Messenger RNA from Cooperia oncophora, 423 nucleotides. The record is from the annotation of a GenBank genome assembly. NCBI's taxonomy places the organism in Eukaryota, Metazoa, Nematoda, Chromadorea, Rhabditida, Trichostrongylidae.
CUAGGCUCGUAUAUCGUACGAGUGAGGCAUCCAUAUUCAUCCGCUUCCUCUGAUAAACGCUUAAACAAGAAACCUAUCAUUGAUGUUUGGUGGCUCAGUGACGAUGGUGGACUAACCCUUCUUGUUCCGUAUCUUCUCACUCAACAAGGGAGCCGUCUCAAGGGAGCCAAUCUUCGUGUAUUCACUGUCGCCCCAGAGGGCGUUUCUGUCACAGCGGAAGAGGAACGAAUGGCUGCACUGUUAGAGAAAUUCCGUAUCCACUACAGUUACCUUCACAUGUUGGAGCCGUUCUUAGGUGAAAACAAAGAAGGACUAAUUUCUGAAGAAGAACUGACUCGAAUGCACAACAGAAUCGUCAGACAUAUUCAAACAGGGAUUCUAUUGCGGAGUUUUUCUUGCAAUGCAGAUUUAGUGGUGGUGUAA